AUCCCGACCACGUGCCUGAGCAAAACUCCAGCUGCUAGCUGCUUCAUUUAGCAGCAAAGUUGUUAGUUUCAGGGGAAACAAGUGUUUUUUUGCGACCCAAAUGCUCUUAAAUCACUCAAGGAGACAGCUCCGGUGUGGGUCCUGCAUGUGCAGUGACAGGUUUUAACUCCCACCUCAGACUGCUGCCGUCCUCAAUGAGGUACAGACGAGCUCAGAUCCACCUGUGGGCUCGAGGGUCGUGCUGUCUGAGCCGCCACCGCCUGCACGGGGGAAUCCCUCAGCUUCGCACCUACAGCGCUCACCAUCAGCCUGGACCAGCUCCACCCUCCAACCCCUCCGGCCCCGGGGGAAAGAGUGGAGCUGAGGCGGUGAAGGAACGUGCACUGUCCGCCUUACAGCCCUCAUCAUUAUUCCUCCAGCAUGCGGGCGAGACGGGGCGGCUGUGGGGUCAGAAGUCGGCUCAGACCGCCAGCGCCACAGUCAACUACUGGUGGGAGAGGUACGAGGAGUUCGUGGGACUUAACGAGGUCCGCGCGGCCCAGACCAAAGUCACCAAGGCUGAGGCGGCGUUCAUGGUGGCCAGGGGGAUCGUGCGGGAGGCUCAUACGAGCCUGGACGCCCUGCAGGGCCGGCUGAAGGAGGUCAGGGACCGCCUGGACAGAGUCUCCAGGGAGGAGGCUCACUACCUGGAGCUGGCCACGCUGGAGCACAAGCUGCUGCAGGAGGAGCGUCGUCUCCGGACCGCCCUCGAGAACGCCGAGAGUUCGGAGCGGGAGAAGUUCGCUCUGUUCUCGGCAGGCGUCAGGGAGAGCCACGACAAGGAGAGGACGAGAGCGGAGCGCACCAAGAACUGGUCCAUCAUCGGCUCGGUGCUGGGGGCCUUGAUCGGGGUCAUGGGAUCCACGUACAUCAACCGCGUUCGCCUUCAGGAGCUGAAGAACCUGCUGCUGGAGGCCCAGAAAGGUCCAGAGAGCCUGCAGGAGGCCCUCAAGGUCCAGGCGGGGAACCAUCGCUCCCAGCAGGACGAGCUCCGGACGCUGAUCUCCAGCCUGAGGGCCGCCGUGACGGACAGCUUCUCCAUGAGGAGCAGCGGCCCUCAGGAGACGGGGGGACGGGCCCCGGCCCCGGCCCUGGCCCCCGUACCGCUGUCAUCCCUCAGUGAGCUGCAGGUGGGGGGCCAGAGGACCCAGGCCCUCCUGGAGGAGCUGCCCCCGCAGCUGGGCCAGCUCCAGCGAGGCCUCGGCCAGGUCGAGAGUGAACUGGUGGCGGUGCGGAGGCUGCUGGAGGCCGGACCCCCGGCUGAAACGCAGCCCGCACAGCUGCGGCCCCAGGUACCCGAGGGACCAGAGAAACUGGAGCGCUGGGAGCCGGACGCGCUGGUGAGAGGUCUGCAGGACACCCAGAGGACGCUGGGAGAGAGAAUCAGGUCCAACACGGUCUACAGCGCCGUGUUCACCUACACCGCCACCGCCAUCACCGUCUCUGCCGUGUACCUGCUGCUCAGAGGAGCCGGGUAGAUACCGGUCCUCCUCCGGUGGGGAAGACCCGGGGGAACCAACGCCACCGCUCUAACAAACUGGCUCCAGGUGUUGACUCGGGUUUAUCAUCUACCUCUGCUGUUCAUCAUGUUCUCCAAACGGCUGCUCAGAGAGGGAAUCAUCUGCCAAAACGUGCGUUCUCGAGGAUCUGGUCUUCCUUUCUUCCUCUUCAACGCAGUAGUUCUCGUAGUGAUUGUUUUAUUUCUCUUUGAGGUCCUGCGGUAAAUGUCCUGCUUCUCUGUCGAGUUUCUAUGAGACGUGGUUCCUGUUGACGGUUAACGAUCCGCUCUGGAAGCGUAAUUAAACCACGAUGGACACGAUUAAUGAUGACAUCACUGAUGGGUUAUAAUGGUUAAAGGGCCGUUUGGACAUUUCAAUCAUAAUAAUAAUAAUAAUAAUAGAAAAAUAGAGGCUUUUUUAAAAACCUCUUUCCUACAUUUCAAAGAUUCAAACCGUUCAGUGGGCUUAUUUUAAUGGAUUAAGUCCAUUUCCUGUUUGAAUUGUGCAUCAUUAUGUGAUUAUUAAAUAUGUUAAAUUAAUUAAAUUGCUAAUUUAAUUGGAGAACUCUCUUUUCAAAGAGAAUGAAGUAUAUUAUAUAUGAAUUUAAACACCUGAAGGUGCAACAUUGAUGGUUUUAAGGUUCUGAAAUGGACAUUAAUUUGCAUUAUGUUUGAAUGUCAACGGUAAUAUCUGUCAUUGCUUAAUAUAAUAUAAUAUUAAUGUUAAACAUGCACUGAAGAGGAACAUAUUUCUGGUCUUGAAGCACUUGAAUGUGUUGCUGUGAGCGGUUAUUAAAUGGCCACGUGGGAAACUGA
Molecule: messenger RNA, 2353 nt
Organism: Cololabis saira (Pacific saury)
Lineage: Eukaryota; Metazoa; Chordata; Actinopteri; Beloniformes; Belonidae
Product: mitochondrial potassium channel-like
Exons: 7
Coding region: 195-1517 (440 amino acids)
Source: RefSeq, a predicted model, not a curated record